Molecule: messenger RNA, 1107 nt
Organism: Spodoptera littoralis (African cotton leafworm)
Lineage: Eukaryota; Metazoa; Arthropoda; Insecta; Lepidoptera; Noctuidae
Source: the annotation of a GenBank genome assembly
AUGGUCUUGGAAAGUACUAUGAUUUGUGUGGAUAACAGUGAUUAUAUGAGAAACGGAGACUUCCUUCCGACAAGACUGCAGGCACAGCAAGAUGCAGUAAAUCUGGUAUGUCAUUCUAAAACCCGAUCAAAUCCUGAAAAUAAUGUGGGAUUAUUGACGUUAGCCAAUGUAGAAGUAUUAGCUACAUUAACCAGUGAUGUAGGCCGCAUCAUGUCCAAGUUGCACCGUGUCCAGCCCAACGGUAACAUCAAUCUUCUGACUGGUAUCAGAAUUGCUCACUUGGCACUGAAGCAUCGCCAGGGUAAGAACCACAAGAUGCGCAUCGUUGUUUUCGUCGGCUCGCCCGUCGAAUCUGACGAGAAGGAAUUGGUCAAACUGGCUAAGAGGCUGAAGAAAGAAAAGGUAAACUGCGACGUCGUAUCAUUCGGGGAAGAUGCAGAGAACAAUCCACUACUGACGACAUUUGUUAACACUCUGAAUGGUAAGGACAGCGCUACAGGAGGCAGCCACCUUGUAUCUGUUCCAGCUGGAGGCUGUGUCGUUCUCUCUGAAGCCUUGAUUUCCAGUCCAUUGAUUGGAGGUGAUGGAGCAGGCCCAUCUGGUUCAGGUUUAUCUCCAUUCGAAUUUGGUGUUGAUCCAAAUGAAGAUCCAGAACUAGCACUUGCUCUGCGUGUAUCUAUGGAAGAGCAAAGACAACGCCAAGAGGAAGAGUCACGUCGCCAACAAACCAACACCGAAGGAGGAGAGGCAGGCAAGACUGCAGAACCUCAAAACACUGGUAUGGAAAGAGCAUUAGCUAUGUCUCUAGGUCAUGAAGCUAUGGAGUUAUCUGAAGAAGAGCAGAUUGCACUUGCAAUGCAGAUGAGUAUGCAACAGGAGGCACCUCCAGCAGAGGAAAGCAUGGAUGUGGCAGAGGAAUAUGCUGAGGUUAUGAAUGAUCCUGCAUUCCUACAGAGUGUACUGGAAAACCUCCCAGGAGUAGACCCUCAUAGUGAAGCUAUCAGGAAUGCCAUGUCCACCAUAAAGAAGGACAAGGAUGAGAAAGAUGACAAGGAUCAAAAAGACAAGGAUAAGGAUAACAAGGGACCUGGCUCCAGUUCUAAGUAA